AUGAAGGCAACUGUUGGCCUGAGUCGGGAAUGGGUGACUGAUGAAUGGCCUCACACCAAUGUGGGGGCCUGUAGGCAGCCUCAGGAGUGUCAGAGGUUUAAAAAACAAGAUGGGCUUCUGUAUGGCUGUGUCCACCCCGGGGGACAUCUUAAAAAUCUCUUGGUGGGUGGAAAAGCCCCUGACAGUGCUGGCAAGCAUCCGAGGCUGGAUCCAAAUCGCACAUCUGAUGACACCAAGAACCCAGAUGCAAUCACCCCAGAUGACUACUUGAAAAAGUUUAAGGAACAGAUGCAGGCUAUGGGUGAGGACAUUACUUCCUCUGGAACAGAAGGGCAAGAGGCCAGGAGGGAAAUACAGAAUUUAUUUGAAGAAUUUGAAGAGCCCAAUAAGAACUUUCUUCAGGGAAACAGAGAAAGAUUCACACUGAUCAUCAUGGAGUCUUUCUAAACCUUGGAGCAGAAAUUUGAGGACGUUCUAAAAAUCCAGUGCGAGCAAAGGCAGAAACUUUAUCAAGACUAUUCUCUUCAGAUUAAGCAUUUUAAAAGAGAAUUAUCCAAGGAUGCAGGUCAAGUCAAGAAACAUGCAAAAAGUUUGCAGAAUAUCUUUAAGGAGCAGCAAAAAUUUAUUCAUCAAUCUCUGGGUCUUCAGAAGAAGAGAAUGGAAGAAUUUAAAGAUCUGUGUGAACAGUACUUGGAAAAACUUGUAAAACUGAGUGAUUCUCAGGGAAAUUCCCUGAUUGAAGAGCUGAGACGUCUAAUAGCUACCUUGGAAAUAAAACUUCUGAUGCUGAAUCACCAGCAAGAAAGUGCUGCUGGUCAACAGUCUCUCCUGGAUCUGUUGCUCUCAUAA
Molecule: messenger RNA, 849 nt
Organism: Chionomys nivalis (European snow vole)
Lineage: Eukaryota; Metazoa; Chordata; Mammalia; Rodentia; Cricetidae
Product: X-linked lymphocyte-regulated protein 3C-like
Exons: 10
Biological process (GO): spermatid development; meiotic cell cycle
Cellular component (GO): synaptonemal complex
Source: RefSeq, a predicted model, not a curated record